CUCCAUUCUGUAAGUGGCAGUGCCUGUCAAAUUGUCUCUUUUCUUCAGCCAGCUGGGCUUAGUCUUGUCUGCCAAAUACCACACAUCUCACCUCGAUUUUACUGCUUUCUUUUAAAACCAUUAAAACUCACCCCUCAGACUCUGUGACUCUACAUAAGACGAGGAUCGAGGAGAGAUUUUUCUAGUUGUAGUUGUUAUCCUAUAAAUAGCGGCCUGGACUGAGGCUUUAGUCACCUGUUCUCGCCUUCUCUACCUGCGUUUUAAACUUAGCAAACUCAGGAUUGUGGGAGUGAGUCAAGACGGGUUUGCCAUUGUGGAUGCUUGGGCUGGAGUCUUAUCGGUUGGUUGCCGAUAUGAAUCGUCUACUCGCUUUGCUCUUCCACCAGGGAGUUUUGGAUGAGCAGUUCUUACAGCUACAGCAGUUGCAAGACGAAAGCUCACCGAACUUUGUGUCCGAAGUGGUGAACAUCUACUUCAACGAGUCCGAGAAGCUCUUGCGCAAUCUCAGAACAUUGUUGAUGGAUAGGGAACAAUGGGAGUACAAGAGAGUGGGAGUUCAUCUGAAUCAGCUGAUUGGGAGCAGCUCCAGCAUCGGUGCUAACAGGAUCAGAAAUGUUUGCGUCGCCCUUCGCGCUGCUUCGGAACAAAAUAACAGACUCGGGUGCUUGAGGGCUUUGGAUGUUCUGGAACACGAGUACUGCUAUCUCAAGAACAAACUACACGAAUUCUUCCAUAUAGAGCAGCAACGAGUAUUGGCAGCAGGAAUCAGAUAUCCGAACCCAAUGCAACAGCAGCAACAGUAAAACUCUCAGAACUGACUCCGCUUCCAAUAACAACGUUCGUGCUGUAAAACUAACCAUCAUCAACAGUAGAAGAUCUUCAAUUCCGAUGUUCUCGCCGUUAAUUUCUCAAAUUGUCGCGUGGUCAUGACUUUUUAUCAGACUAGUAGUGUACUAAUAGAUUCUGCUGUCUUUUUGUUUGUUGUUUGGUUCAGUUAAUGUAGUCGUAUAAAUAUGUGUAAGCUCAGGUUUGAAUGAAUGAUGAUGAACUCUCUGUUGGUUUCU
This is a messenger RNA of Daucus carota subsp. sativus, 1064 nucleotides long. Its product is annotated as pseudo histidine-containing phosphotransfer protein 6. Gene Ontology annotation, molecular function: histidine phosphotransfer kinase activity; protein histidine kinase binding. The record is from RefSeq and is a predicted model, not a curated record. Gene Ontology annotation, cellular component: cytoplasm; nucleus. The coding region runs from base 318 to 803 and encodes 161 amino acids. The transcript is spliced from 5 exons. NCBI's taxonomy places the organism in Eukaryota, Viridiplantae, Streptophyta, Magnoliopsida, Apiales, Apiaceae. Gene Ontology annotation, biological process: phosphorelay signal transduction system; phosphorylation; cytokinin-activated signaling pathway.